This is a messenger RNA of Poecilia reticulata (guppy), 1659 nucleotides long. It is a transcript of the gene preb, whose product is annotated as prolactin regulatory element binding. Gene Ontology annotation, molecular function: protein binding; guanyl-nucleotide exchange factor activity. NCBI's taxonomy places the organism in Eukaryota, Metazoa, Chordata, Actinopteri, Cyprinodontiformes, Poeciliidae. The record is from RefSeq and is a predicted model, not a curated record. Gene Ontology annotation, cellular component: endoplasmic reticulum membrane. Gene Ontology annotation, biological process: endoplasmic reticulum to Golgi vesicle-mediated transport.
UCUUUAAGAGAAUUUGAGGGGUAGUUGGUAGGAGUCAAUAGAGGGCAGUAGUGCAACAUAAAUGGAUGCAAGCUGCCGUUAAAACCUAAAAGAAGAAGAAGAAGAAGAACAGAAGAAGAAAAAGAAGGAAGAAGAACUUCUUGUUGACGUGUAGGUUGGAAAGUGUAGCUUUAGCAAGUAUCAAAGUGUACUCUUAUUAAUUAUUCAAAAAUGAAUUCGUUCGGUUUAUUGCAAAGGUUUUUAACAAAACGCUACUCAAGAUAAACUGGAAAAACUGCAAAGGUGUGGUUGAAUAAGGACGUCUGUGAUAAACUAUGGGGAAGAAGAAGGUGCUGGAUCUGUAUAGAGCCCCAUUUCCACUGUACACCGUCAAAGUGGAUGCCACUACAGGGCUUGUGAUAACAGCUGGAGGAGGGGGUCCCUCAAAGACAGGAAUAAAAAAUGCUGUACAUUUCCUGGAUGUGCAGAUGGUUGGAAAAAAUCAGUACAGCUCCAGUCUUCUUCACUCUCAUGACACGGACACACGCGCCACUAUAAACAUGGCUGUUGGUGAUGGUGUGAUUGCUGCUGGACAGGAUGGCACAUGCAGCCUCAUGAGGUUUAAACUCUGCCUACAGAAAGAAGAAAAUGCUACGCAUAGAGAUGGUAACACCCUGGAACUAAGCAAUGCCAGACGGAGAUCUGGGAAAGCUGGCAAAGGUAAUCUUGAGAACCGUUCUACUACUGGAGAUGAGUCUGAUACUAGGAAUGAGACGGUUCAGAUCACAGUGACCAAUAUAGCUGAAGUGCUGUCAGACCUAAACCCCCAUGACCCUCUUCAGAAAGUUGUUAGGUUCAGUCCUGACAUGAACUUUCUGCUGACUGGAGGCACCGAUGGAUACAUCAGAGUUUGGGAGUUUCCAUCCCUUGAGAAAAAGUUUGACUUUAAAGCACAUGAAAAGGAGAUCGAAGACUUGGAUAUGAGUACAAUAAGCAAGCAACUUGUGACUGUGGGGCGAGACUUUGUCUGCAAUGUGUGGAGUGACAACCAACUGGUUACAAGUCUGAACUGGCUUGAAACUACGCCUCAAAUUGCUGAAAAGACCUAUCGAUAUAUGGCCUGCAGGUUUGGAAAUGGUGAAGAUGAGAAAGAUGCCAUAAGGCUUUACACAGUCCAAAUCCCUCAUAAACGAGACAAAAAACCUCCUCCAUGCUAUAUCACCAAGUGGGACGGCAAGAUCUUACUUCCUAUGUUAACAUCUCCCUGUGGUACUGAAGUUAUCUCCUGUCUGGCUGUGAGUGACUCUGGGAGGUUUCUUGGCCUUGGAACAGUAACUGGAUCAGUAGCAGUUCAUAUUGCUUUUUCUCUACAGAAGCUGUACUAUGUUCAUGAGUCACAUGGCAUUGUUGUGACGGAUGUAGUCUUUCUGCCCAACUUGAUGAAAGGCCAAAAUAUCAAAGGGAACAACAAAGCAGCAAUGCUGAGUGUAGCUGUGGAUAGUCGAUGUCAAGUACAUACCGUCACCAAAGAAAGGCCUAUCCCUCCCUGGCUUUUCUUCUGUGGGCUCAUCAUCGUGGGAAUGCUCUUAAUUUUGCAGUACCUUUUUCCAGUGUUGCUCUAAAUGAUGCAUAUUAUCUGUGAUUAAUAAACCUCUGACAAAUUGUCAGCACCUACAAUUA